This is a messenger RNA of Serinus canaria (Common canary), 6684 nucleotides long. It is a transcript of the gene KDM5A, whose product is annotated as lysine demethylase 5A. The transcript is spliced from 28 exons. Gene Ontology annotation, cellular component: nucleus. The record is from RefSeq and is a predicted model, not a curated record. Gene Ontology annotation, biological process: chromatin remodeling. Bases 414 to 5492 code for a protein of 1692 amino acids. Lineage: Eukaryota; Metazoa; Chordata; Aves; Passeriformes; Fringillidae. Gene Ontology annotation, molecular function: histone demethylase activity; DNA binding.
CCUCCCCGGUCCCCUGUUCCUCCUGCCCCUGCGCAGUGGCGGGAGGGGCGGAUUUGGGCUGGGAGCUGCCUCAGGAGCGUUUCCGAGAGCGGCGGGAGCCGAAGCCAUCACUCCAGAAGAAGCGCGACGGAGGGACUACUUUUUGGAUCGGAAGGCAAUGUGAAAAACUUCCGGGGAGGGCUUAGAAAGGAGCGUCACUUCCGGCGGGCCGGGACGCGAGGAGCGGGGCUCGGGCGGGGGCAGCGGUCCCGGCCGGGACGGCGACAGCGGCACUUGGCAGCAGAUCCCGCCGCCCGGUCCGGCAGCGCCUCCGGGCGAUGCGCCUCGGUCCUCGGCCCAGCCCGUGAGCCCCCCGGCCGUCCCUCUCCGCCCUGCGCUCCCGGCGGCGGCGGCGCCCCCCUCCCCCAGCGGCCAUGGCGGGGGGCGGCGGGUCGCGCUAUGCGGCCGAGUUCGUGCCGCCGCCCGAGUGCCCCGUGUUCGAGCCCAGCUGGGAGGAGUUCAGCGACCCGCUCGGCUUCAUCGGUCGCAUCCGCGGCCUGGCCGAGAAAACCGGCAUCUGCAAGAUCCGGCCCCCCAAGGACUGGCAGCCUCCAUUUGCAUGUGAAGUACAAAGUUUUCGUUUCACUCCACGAAUUCAGCGCCUGAAUGAACUGGAGGCAAUGACAAGAGUGAAACUGGACUUCUUGGAUCAGUUAGCAAAAUUUUGGGAACUCCAAGGAUCCAAUUUAAAAAUCCCUGUGGUCGAGAGAAAAAUACUGGAUCUGUAUGGUCUGAGCAAGAUUGUUGCCAACAAAGGAGGCUUUGAAGUAGUGACCAAAGAGAAGAAAUGGUCUAAAGUGGCGAGUCGGCUUGGCUACCUGCCAGGGAAGGGCACGGGCUCAUUGCUUAAGUCUCACUAUGAACGGAUCCUGUAUCCCUACGAGCUCUUCCAGUCUGGGGUCAGCCUCAUGGGCAUCCAAAAGCCUAACUUGGAUCUUAAGGAAAAAGUGGAGGCUGAGGACCUCAGUUCAGAUGCCCAAGCUUCCCCAAAGCAGGCUUCAAGGAUGAAUGUUAUGCUGAAGAGAACCAGGCGUGUCAAAUCCCAGGCAGAGGCUGGAGAAAUGAGUAGAAACACCGAACUAAAGAAGCUGCAGAUCUUUGGAGCUGGACCCAAGAUGAUGGGACUGGCAUUGGGAGCAAAGGAUAAAGAGGAUGAGGUGACGCGAAGGCGCAAGGGAACCCGAUCAGAGGCGUUUGGGAUGCAGAUGAGGCAGCGCAAAGGAACUCUCUCCGUCAACUUUGUUGAUCUCUAUGUUUGCUUAUUUUGUGGUAGAGGAAACAACGAGGAUAAACUGCUACUGUGUGAUGGAUGUGAUGACAGCUAUCACACUUUCUGCUUGAUUCCUCCUCUUCCUGAUGUCCCCAAGGGUGACUGGAGGUGUCCAAAGUGUGUUGCUGAGGAAUGCAACAAACCCCGAGAGGCCUUUGGAUUUGAACAAGCUGUCAGGGAAUAUACUCUCCAGAGCUUUGGUGAAAUGGCUGAUAACUUCAAGUCUGAUUAUUUCAACAUGCCAGUCCAUAUGGUUCCUACUGAGCUGGUAGAAAAAGAAUUCUGGAGAUUAGUGAGCAGCAUAGAAGAAGAUGUUAUUGUGGAAUAUGGGGCUGAUAUCUCAUCCAAGGACUUUGGGAGUGGCUUCCCAGUGAAGGAUGGCCGACGAAAGCUGAUGCCAGAGGAGGAGGAUUAUGCUCUUUCUGGUUGGAACUUGAACAACAUGCCCAUUCUGGAGCAGUCAGUCCUUGCUCACAUCAAUGCAGACAUCUCUGGCAUGAAAGUGCCCUGGCUGUAUGUAGGGAUGUGCUUCUCCUCCUUCUGCUGGCAUAUUGAAGACCACUGGAGCUAUUCCAUCAACUACCUGCACUGGGGAGAGCCCAAGACAUGGUAUGGUGUGCCCUCUCAUGCAGCAGAGCAGCUGGAAGAUGUGAUGAAGGAAUUGGCUCCUGAGCUGUUUGAAUCCCAGCCUGAUCUCCUGCAUCAGCUGGUCACUAUUAUGAACCCCAAUGUGCUGAUGGAACAUGGUGUACCAGUUUUCAGGACGAAUCAGUGUGCUGGCGAGUUUGUUGUGACCUUUCCUCGUGCCUAUCACUCUGGAUUUAACCAGGGAUAUAACUUUGCUGAAGCUGUGAACUUCUGCACUGCUGACUGGCUCCCCAUUGGACGCCAGUGUGUGAGUCACUACCGGAGGCUGGGACGUCACUGUGUGUUCUCCCAUGAAGAGCUGAUCUUCAAGAUGGCUGCAGAUCCAGAGUGCCUGGAUGUCGGGCUGGCUGCCAUGGUCUGCAAGGAGAUGACUCUAUUGAUAGAGGAGGAGACACGCCUGAGGGAGUCUGUUGUACAGAUGGGAGUGUUGAUGUCUGAGGAAGAGGUGUUUGAGCUGGUUCCAGAUGAUGAACGUCAGUGCAUAGCUUGCAGAACCACGUGCUUCUUGUCAGCUCUGACGUGUUCCUGCAAUCCUGAACGCCUGGUGUGUUUAUACCAUCCUUCUGACUUGUGUCCCUGUCCCAUGCAGAAGAAGUGUCUAAGGUACCGGUACCCACUAGAAGACCUUCCUUCUUUGUUGUAUGGAGUGAAGGUUAGAGCACAGUCUUACGACACUUGGGUCAGUAGAGUUACAGAGGCUCUGUCUGCCAAUCUCAACCACAAGAAAGAUGUGAUUGAGCUGAGAGUGAUGUUGGAGGAUGCUGAAGACAGGAAAUACCCGGAGAAUGAUCUUUUCCGCAGGCUCCGGGAUGCUGUGAAAGAAGCAGAGACCUGUGCUUCAGUAGCACAGCUACUUCUGAGCAAAAAGCAAAAACACAGCAGAGUGAGCCAAGACAGUGGAAGGACACGGACCAAGCUGACAAUGGAGGAGCUUAAGGCGUUUGUGCAGCAGCUGUUCAGCUUGCCCUGUGUCAUCAGCCAGGCCCGACAAGUGAAGAAUCUGCUCGAUGAUGUGGAAGAGUUUCAUGAGCGUGCUCAGGAAGCCAUGAUUGAUGAGAUCCCAGACUCUUCCAAGCUGCAGGAGUUGAUAGACAUGGGCUCUGGCCUUUAUGUUGAACUUCCUGAACUGCCAAGGUUGAAGCAAGAACUGCAGCAGGCACGGUGGCUGGAUGAGGUGAGGUCCACCCUCUUGGAUCCCCAGAGAGUCACCCUGGAUGUGAUGAAGAAGCUGAUUGACUCUGGUGUGGGCUUGGCACCACAUCAUGCUGUAGAAAAAGCCAUGGCUGAGCUGCAGGAGCUGCUCACAGUCUCAGAGAGGUGGGAGGAGAAGGCCAAGGUCUGCCUGCAGGCCAGACCACGCCAGAGUAUGAUGGCUUUGGAGGGCAUCGUGAAUGAGGCCAAGAACAUCCCUGCUUACCUGCCCAAUGUGCUGGCUCUGAAAGAAGCCCUGCAGCGAGCUAGAGACUGGACAGCCAAAGUGGAGGCCAUUCAGAAUGGGAGCAACUAUGCCUACCUGGAGCAGCUGGAGAGCUUGUCUGCCAAGGGCCGCCCCAUCCCGGUGCGCCUGGAUGCCCUGCCCCAGCUGGAGUCCCAGGUGGCUGCAGCUCGUGCCUGGAGGGAGCGCACAGGAAGGACCUUCCUCAAGAAGAAUUCCAGCUACAACCUGCUACAGGUUCUGAGCCCACGGACUGAUAUCGGUGUUUAUGGGAGCAGUAAGAACAGGCGGAAGAGGGCAAAGGAGUUGAUGGACAAGGAAAAGGAAAAAGAUCUUGACUUGGAAUCCCUGAGUGAACUGGAGGAUGGGCUGGAGGAGGCCAGGGAUGCUGCAGCUGUGGUGGCUGUAUUCAAGGAGCGGGAACAGAAGGAAAUUGAAGCCAUGCAUGCUCUCAGGGCAGCCAACUUGGCCAAGAUGACCAUGGUGGACCGAAUCGAAGAAGUCAAGUUCUGUAUCUGCCGCAAGACAGCCAGCGGCUUCAUGCUGCAGUGUGAGCUGUGCAAGGACUGGUUUCACAGCGGCUGCGUGCCCCUGCCCAAAACCAGCUCUCAGAAGAAGGGCUCCAGCUGGCAGGCCAAGGAGGUGAAGUUCCUGUGUCCCCUGUGCAUGCGCUCGCGCCGGCCGCGCCUGGAGACCAUCCUGUCGCUGCUGGUGUCCCUGCAGAAGCUGCCGGUGCGGCUGCCCGAGGGGGAGGCCCUGCAGUGCCUGACAGAGCGAGCCAUGAGCUGGCAGGACCGAGCUCGGCAGGCCCUGGCCACCGACGAGCUGUCCUCUGCUUUGGCCAAGCUCUCUGUGCUCAGCCAGCGCAUGGUGGAGCAGGCGGCUCGUGAGAAAACUGAGAAAAUCAUCAGCGCUGAGCUGCAGAAGGCAGCAGCUAACCCUGACCUGCAGGGACACUUGACAAGUUUUCAGCAGUCAGCCUUUAACAGAGUGAUAGGGAGUGUGUCCUCAUCCCCACGGCAGACUUUGGAUUAUGAUGAUGAAGAGACAGACUCUGAUGAAGACAUCAGGGAGACAUAUGGCUAUGACAUAAAGGACAAUGCCAGUGUGAAAUCUUCCAGCAGCUUGGAGCCCAAUUUGUUCUGUGAUGAGGAAAUCCCCAUUAAAUCAGAGGAGGUGGUGACACACAUGUGGACUGCUCCCUCCUUCUGUGCUGAACACGCCUAUUCCUCUGCUUCUAAAAGCUGCUCUCAGGGUUCUAGCACUCCAAGGAAGCAGCCUCGGAAGAGCCCCCUGGUACCUCGCAGCUUGGAGCCCCCGGUGUUGGAGCUGUCCCCUGGAGCAAAAGCUCUGCUGGAAGAUCUGAUGAUGGUAGGAGAUCUACUGGAGGUAUCUCUGGAUGAAACUCAGCACAUCUGGCGGAUUUUACAGGCCACUCAUCCGCCCUCUGAGGACAGGUUUCUUCAUGUCAUGGAGGAUGACAGCAUGGAUGAAAAACCACUGAAAAUGAGAGGGAGGGACUCUUCUGAGAGGAAGCGCAAACGAAAACUGGAGAGAGCAGAGCAGUUCUUUGGAGAUAUGAAGCAAAAAUCUAAAGAGCUGAAAAAACUGGAAAAACCCAAGAAGAAGAAGCUAAAACUCACAAUGGAUAAGACCAAGGAGCUGAACAAGCUGGCAAAGAAACUGGCUAAGGAAGAGGAGCGGAAGAAGAAGCGAGAGAAAGCAGUUGUGGCAAAGGUAGAGCUGACAAAGGAGAGCACAGAGAAAAAAAGAGAGAAGAAGGUUCUGGAUAUUCCUUCCAAGUAUGACUGGUCAGGAGCAGAAGAAUCAGAUGAUGAGAAUGCUGUGUGUGCUGCUCAGAACUGCCAAAGGCCCUGCAAGGACAAAGUGGACUGGGUGCAGUGUGAUGGAGGCUGUGAUGAGUGGUUCCAUCAGGUGUGUGUUGGGGUCUCUCCAGAGAUGGCUGAGAAUGAGGAUUACAUCUGUAUAAACUGUGCAAAGAAACCCCUGCAGGGACCCAGCAGCCCUGCCCACGCCUCACCUCCUCCCUUCUUGCUGAGCUACAAACUACCAAUGGAAGAUCUCAAGGAGACGAGUUAGCAACUGCUCCAUGCCCAGAACUUGUUGGGAAAUGGACCACUGGAACCCUUCAGAACGAGAGGGGUUUGAGGCUGAUGUAGCUCCUGAGCUUCUCUUCCAAGGAUGUACAGACGUGCAGCAGAGUUGGUCCCUUAGGUGCUGCUGCCUUCCUUCCUGCAGUGGCACUGUCAGGGCACAGAGGCACCCACUCAGCUAUGCACACCCUGCCUGAUGAGCAGCUCCAGCCAGUGCUUUCUGACCUGAGUGUUCCCAUCUUGGAGUGUGGCUGUUGCUCUCAAGGACUGAGCAAACUCGAGUCUGUUAGACACUUCAGGGUGUUGGAAGUACAUGUUGGCAGUGGAGCUGGCCUGGAGCUGGUGGGCAUAGGCUGGAGCUCUUAGACCUACCUGGUUAUCCUGAGGAGGUGACUUUGGAAGUUAUCUUUCACCUCUCCAUGCCAACCCAGUGUGUGGAGCAAUGUCUUGAGAGAAUGAAAUUGCCUCCAUAUCCAGGCAGCUAACACUACACUGUAAGGGUGGGAACAAGUGGAUGAAUUUCCUUUAAUUUCUCUAUUGUAGCUAAAGGGCAGAGGAGCUCAUAAUGGCAAAAAGCAGCAAAAGUUCUGUUUACCAAAAAAGAAACCCAACUCUACUCCACUAGGCAAAUUUUUUUUCCUCAGUGGGAAACAACUGAUCUUCCUGUCCUGAGGAGGGCCAGAAGUCAUUGAUAAUGUCUAGCUAGACCAGAACUUGGGAAGAGCAGAGUGCUUCCCUUUCCACCGGGAUGUUCUCUCCUGUUCUAGGCUUUGCUUAGAGUUCUGCACUCCUGCACAUUGAAGUUGUGUGGCGCAGGGUGGAGCUGGCAAGGAGGUACAGCACCCAGGGCACAGCUUCUGAGAUCUGUACCCAGGGAUGGGAAGGAAAGAAGACAGCCCACUUACCUCAGAGGUUACACUGACAUGUGCUUCUGUGAAAAGUUUCACUCUCAACUUUCCAGUAUCACCAGGCUACAGGCAUGGCCUCCUGUGAUACCAGCAAGCAGUCUGCAGAUACUGUUCACAGUGCAAACCCCUCCCUGCUGGCUUUGCUGGAUGUGUACCAGUGUACAAUCAGCAGCAGUUCCUGUUUGAGGUUGCCCCUGGCUUUGCCAGAGGACCAGAGGGCUUGGGGUCAUCCUGGGUGACAGUUGUUUUAGUAAAUCCAUUUUUAAAGAA